Molecule: messenger RNA, 926 nt
Organism: Cuculus canorus (common cuckoo)
Lineage: Eukaryota; Metazoa; Chordata; Aves; Cuculiformes; Cuculidae
Gene: SNCG
Product: synuclein gamma
Exons: 5
Coding region: 160-558 (132 amino acids)
Biological process (GO): synapse organization; synaptic vesicle endocytosis; chemical synaptic transmission
Cellular component (GO): neuronal cell body; cytoplasm; axon terminus
Molecular function (GO): cuprous ion binding
Source: RefSeq, a predicted model, not a curated record
UUUCCACACUGCCUUCGUCCAGCAGAGAAGUAAGAGCAAGGCAGAGACUGGCAGAGAAACCAAGAAUCCACUGAGGGUAAGGGUGCAUAUUGCAGUCCCUGUCUUGAGGUGCUUUUUGCUGCUGUCUCUCACUUGGAUCAUCCCUAGCAAGUGUCAAGAAUGGAUGUCUUUAAGAAAGGUUUCUCCAUUGCUAAAGAAGGUGUGGUAGCUGCUGCAGAAAAGACCAAGCAGGGAGUGACGGAGGCUGCAGAGAAGACUAAAGAAGGGGUGAUGUAUGUAGGUACCAAAACCAAGGAAGGCGUAGUGCAAAGUGUGACUUCAGUUGCCGAGAAGACCAAAGAGCAGGCCAAUGUGGUGGGAGAAGCUGUAGUAGCCAGCGUGAACACAGUGGCAAACAAGACUGUAGAAGGAGCAGAGACCAUCGUGGCUACUACAGGAGUUGUAAAAAAGGAGGACCUGGCACCGCUGCAGCCGCCUGAGCAGCCGAGGAUGGAGGGAGAGGGGGCCCCAGCAGCAAGCACAGGCAGCGGUGGAGAGGGUGAAAAUGAAGGCAAUUAAUCAACCUAGGGACUUCUAUCUCAAAAGAAAGCAUUCCAAGAACAUACAUGGAAAUUUAGCUGACACUACAACAUGAAAAUCCUGCUCUCCAUAGAAUAACUACAUUCAGCCUUGUAGCCUUUCACCUCCCUCAUAAACCAAUCAUACAAUAUAUGUAAGCCAGACUCCUCCGACUGUAAGUAAAGUGCAGCCAUGUACCAGGGUGAGUGUCCCCUUCCGCAGUCCCUCAUGGCUUCCCAACCCACUCCCUCUGUGUGUUUUGGUUGGACUCACUGAUCUGUGUCUCACAUCCAUCUGCACUGGCACGUGGGAUCUCUACUUAUUGUGGAAAUAUUUUUUUUUAACUAAUAAAAAAAGUGUUUGAACAA